Penicillium verhagenii is the source of this 1128-nucleotide messenger RNA. Its product is annotated as aldo/keto reductase. Bases 1 to 1128 code for a protein of 375 amino acids. The record is from RefSeq and is a predicted model, not a curated record. Lineage: Eukaryota; Fungi; Ascomycota; Eurotiomycetes; Eurotiales; Aspergillaceae. The transcript has a single exon.
AUGCCACUUCCAACUCACCCUCCCGCUCGCUCGCCUCUGGACCGACACAGGCAGCUAGCCCCGUCCGCCUCUGUCCGAGUUUCCCCACUUUGCCUGGGCGCCAUGAACUUUGGUGAAGCAUUGAAGGGCAGCCUCGGCGAAUGUACCAAGGAGACCGCAUUCGAGAUCAUGGACUACUUCGUUAGCCAAGGUGGAAACUUCAUCGACACAGCCAACAACUACCAAAACGAAGAAUCCGAAACCUGGGUCGGCGAGUGGAUUGCCUCGAGAAAGAUUCGUGAUGAACUUGUCCUUGCUACAAAGUUCUCGAGCGCCUACAAGACCCACGAAUCUGGCAAGAUUCAAUCAAACUAUGGCGGAAACGGCGCCAAGUCCAUGCGCGUUUCCUUGGACCUCUCGUUACAGAAAUUGCAGACAUCUUACAUCGACCUUUUCUACCUGCACUGGUGGGACUACACUGUUUCGAUCCCGGAGCUUAUGCACGCCCUUAACGACCUGGUCGUCAGCGGCAAGGUCAUUUAUUUGGGUAUAUCCGAUUGUCCCGCUUGGGUGGUUGCCAAGGCCAACCAGUAUGCGCGCGAUCACGGCUUGCGCCAGUUCUCUGUUUACCAGGGUCUUUGGAACGCUUCCAUUCGCGAUUUUGAGAGGGAGAUUCUGCCCAUGUGUCGUGAUGAGAAUAUGGGUGUUGUUCCCUGGGGAACACUGGGCCAGGGCCGGUUCCAGACUGAGGCAUCUUAUAAGGAGCGGGAGCAAAACAAUCCUGGCCGUAAGGGACGGCCUCCUACUGAGAACGAGAAACUGGUUGCUAAGGUGCUAGAUGAGAUUGCUACUCAGAAGGGUACGGAUCUUACUAGUGUUGCCCUUGCGUAUGUCCGCCAGAAAGCUCCAUAUGUUUUCCCGAUUGUUGGAGGCAGGAAAGUUGAGCAUCUCAAGGGCAACAUUGCGGCGUUGGAAUUGUCUCUCACUGUCGAGGAGGUGGCGCACAUCGAGUCAGCUUAUAAGUUUGACCAUGGCUUCCCUCAUACUUUCCUCAGCGGCUCUCUGUUUGAUGGCUCUACUUCACGUACCCCCAACGGUCCUGGUGAUGUGUGGCUGACGAACCUUAUGGGCAACUUUGACUGGAACUAG